This is a messenger RNA of Durotheca rogersii, 1105 nucleotides long. Its product is annotated as glutathione S-transferase. NCBI's taxonomy places the organism in Eukaryota, Fungi, Ascomycota, Sordariomycetes, Xylariales, Xylariaceae. Gene Ontology annotation, cellular component: cytoplasm; nucleus. The record is from RefSeq and is a predicted model, not a curated record. Gene Ontology annotation, biological process: translational elongation. Bases 223 to 885 code for a protein of 220 amino acids. The transcript is spliced from 2 exons.
CCAUGCCCUUCCACGCGACUAUAUAUAGCGUGUUAGUCUCGCAGACCGAUCGGACGGGUCGAUGAGGGGUUGGUUGCUCUACCCACCAGAAGUAGUUAUUAAAUCACAACAGCCUCACCCCGUGAUUACAACAUCUCCCACAUUUUCCUCUUCGUUCUGGAGAAACCUCGCCAAACAAUCUUCUCUCCACCACGCACCAGACGAGCCCCCUUUGUCGACAAUAUGGCGCCUUUCGGCAAGAUCUACACUUACCCGCAAAACUUUCGCGCCACCCGGGCGCUGGUCGUGGCGGCUAUUAACGGCCUCGAGGUCACCGAGGCCGAGAAUUUCACCAUGGGCGUAACCAACAGAUCUCCCGAGUUCCUCGCCAAGUUCCCCCAUGGUAAGGUGCCGGCCUUCGAGGGCGCCGACGGCUUCACUCUGUCCGAGGGCGCUGCCAUCGCCAUAUACCUCGCACGCUCCGGCCCUAAGGCGGCCCAGCUACUCGGGAGUGACCCCAAGACGUCUGCCCUCAUCGACCAGUGGGUCUUCUUCGCCGAGACCGAGCUGGUCUCCAACGUCAUGACGGCGUUCGCCACGACGAUCUUCAAGAUAAUCCCAUUCGAAGAGGCCAAAUUCAACCAGGUGGCGGCCAACACAGAGCGUGCUGUGAAGAGGCUCGAGCUUCACCUCCAGGGUGGCAAAAAGUUCCUCGUUGGCGACAGUGUCACGCUCGCCGACGUCUUGGUGGCCGGGCCGCUCUUCGCCGGCACCACGUUCUUUAUCGACGCCGAGAUGCGCAAGGACGCCCCGAAUGUCGUCGCUUACCUACAGGGAUUGGCCGCGUUGCCUGAGUUCAAGCCACUCGGACCUCUGUCACUGUGCGAGACUCGCACCAAGCCGUAAUGAACGAAAGUCUGGUCGGCCUGGACCGGCACAGAGAGAGGCAUAAAACGGGCGGGCGAAGCACCAAAUGGUGGCGUAGCCAGAGAACGAUAUUUGUGCCCUAGGGACUACGUCGCCGUUAGAAUAGCUCACGGAAAAUAUAUCCAGUUAAACAACGACCCCCAACGCAACUCUCCUAUUCAUUGACACCAAGCUCCGAAACCCGACCGCGUAUAGAAUG